AUGAGGUGUUGCACUAAGAAUGCAAUAAAGGUAGGAAGCCCUAAGAAGGUAAUCGUUGACCAGACAGAGGAUGACACCCGGGAUGAGGGGAAUCCGUACGAAGACCUCCCCACGGUUACCCUCACGCUGAGCGACGGCUCAGUGUACACGGGUACUACGAAGAACAAUCGCCUGCACGGACGGGGGCUACUGGAGUACGCAAAUGGGGACCAAUACGAGGGAGAAUUUCUUGACGGCAAAAAGGAAGGAAAGGGAAAAUGGAAAGACGCGGAAAAUAAUACAUACGAAGGAGAUUGGGUAAAAGAUAAAAGACAUGGACAUGGAGUGUACAAAACAGCAGACGGAUUUAUCUUCGAAGGAGAGUUCGUAAAUAAUAAAAGGGAAGGAAAAGGAACCAUUAUCACUCCAGAGAAGACUAAAUAUGUUUGCUCAUUCCAGGAUGAUGAGGAGGUAGGAGAAGUGGAAUUUUUUUUUGCAAAUGGUGAUCAUGCCCUUGGACAUAUUAAAGAUGGUUAUUUAUCUCAAAAUGGAAGGUAUGAAUUUAAAAAUGGAGACAUUUACGUGGGGAAUUUCGAGAAAGGAUUGUUUCACGGCGAAGGGUACUACAAAUGGAACAACAACCCGAAUUACGCUAUUUACGAGGGGAACUAUUCUGGAGGGAAGAAACACGGGAAGGGUAGGCUCAUCAAUAAGGACGGACGCAUACUCUGUGGUAUAUUUAAAGAUAACAAUAUGGACGGCGAGUUUUUAGAGAUUAGUCCCCAGGGGAAUCAAACAAAAGUCCUCUUCGACAAAGGCGUUUUUGUCAAAAUUGUGGAAAAGAAUGAAGAAACCCUAAACGUGAAAGAAUUCCUCAAAGACUCCAUCAUUCACACAACUAUCUUUUCCGACCCGAAUACAUACAAGAAGUUAUAUGAGAUCACGGGAAAGAAGAAGCCCCCCGGUCGCCUUAACUUAAAAUGGACGCAGCCCAAAAGUUGA
Plasmodium inui San Antonio 1 is the source of this 981-nucleotide messenger RNA. RefSeq lists its product as hypothetical. The record is from RefSeq and is a predicted model, not a curated record. NCBI's taxonomy places the organism in Eukaryota, Apicomplexa, Aconoidasida, Haemosporida, Plasmodiidae. The transcript has 4 exons. Bases 1 to 981 code for a protein of 326 amino acids.